AUGUGCGCCCAGAAACCUGUCGGAUCUGCAACCGCACACACGGAAACAUGUGCUUUCUCUCUGCAGACACAGGACGGUGGACAUUUAACCCCUGCGCUCCUGGUGCAACGACAGGAGACUCCAUCCAGCAGGUGUCGGCACCGCUGGCCACGCACAAGCCAGGGACAGACAGAAGUGGAAACCACAGCAGCGAAACAAAAGCCAUUUGUAACAUCGUCCCUGCAAAGCCCUGGAUGCUCACAGCUGCGACCGGACCCAGUCCCAAGCUUUUGCCCAUUUGUAAUUAGUAACGCCCAUCUGUUCCCUUUAAUUAAAGGGAUAAUUAUAUAUAACUUUUUAUUAAAAAAUCAACUCUGUAUUCUGUCAAUAGCCGAUAGGAAUUCACAAUUAGUGACAUGGCUGGAAAAAAUAGAUCGGAACAGUAGUUUGUGGAAGGAAAAAAAAAGGCUGUCUAAAAUUAUUUACAGAUGUAAAAAGCCGUGCUGCAGGACUUUCUCAAAUUAUGAAGAUUCCCAACAAUGUAGUAAAAUAAAAGAUUCUUCAAAAAUUAUAGCUCUUGGAUUCCAAACUCAGAUGCCGCCUCUAUCUGCAACCCCGCGGGUUUUGGCACACGUGACUGAGUGUGUCUGCACGCACAGUGAGGGUGUGACUGGGUUCUAG
Messenger RNA from Pipistrellus nathusii (Nathusius's pipistrelle), 660 nucleotides. Lineage: Eukaryota; Metazoa; Chordata; Mammalia; Chiroptera; Vespertilionidae. The record is from the annotation of a GenBank genome assembly.